AUGCUUCCUACACAGCCCCUGAAUUGUGGCAAACGAUGGUGGGCACCACCAGAUGUCAACUAUAACUUCAACUCUCGCUUUGCAUGGCCAUCUCCUCAUCCUUCUGUAGCUGAGGCAGCCGCCGCUAGUGGCGCUAUGGGAGGAGCAGGAGCAGCUACCGGUGCUGCGGAAGGUGCCGCUGCCAAUUUCGCUUCUCAUGCCGCUGCUGGAGGUGCUGGCGGUAUGCCACCUAGAGGUCCCUGGGGACACCAACCUCAUUACUAUGAUGGAUAUAGCAGAUAUGGUAGAUACGGUAGACGAUGGGGCAGAAGACCUGGCUUUGGACGUUUAACAUGGCUCCUUAUUGGUAUUGGUGGUACUGCGUGGUAUUUCAAGCACAAAGAACAUCGAAAAGAGGAAUUUCAGAAAUACCUUUCUGACCCUUCAUCCGUUUCUCAACCUGACACCCAAAAGAAUUGGGGAAGGCAAAAUCAUUGUCGACAUCGACCGUUAGCUGCUUCCCAACAACUAGCGGAUGUAAAUACUUCCCAUAAUCAUUCAACGAUCCCUACCUCCUUCCCAGAACAGUCAGAUGAGGAUAAGAUGGCAUGGGGCUGGGGUGCUUGGCGUGAGAGAAAAGCAGCAAGAGAAGAAGCUUGGAGACGUUCACGUCAGGAUAAAGAACAGUUUCCCAAGGAGGCUGUACAAACAAAUAUGCCCCAAGAGAAACCUCAAGCUAAAGCUGCAGAGAUGUCAGCCACCACUAUGCCUACUGAAGGAGAAGAGAUGAGCAAGAUUAAGGAAGCCGUUGAGAAACUUUGGGAAGAGAAGAAGCAAGAUACGUUCUCAGCUCAAGCAGCUGCUAACGAAAAGACCAAAGAAUAUGCUAGGCAGAAGCUCGACAAACUGAGCAGCGCUAUCGAAGCUCUCAAAGAGUGGGUGAAAGAGGAGGACGCGGAGAAACUUCAGAAAGCAGAGAAGAAAUGGGUUUAG
Messenger RNA from Kwoniella shivajii, 972 nucleotides. RefSeq lists its product as uncharacterized. The transcript has 3 exons. Bases 1 to 972 code for a protein of 323 amino acids. The record is from RefSeq and is a predicted model, not a curated record. Lineage: Eukaryota; Fungi; Basidiomycota; Tremellomycetes; Tremellales; Cryptococcaceae.